Molecule: messenger RNA, 978 nt
Organism: Syzygium oleosum
Lineage: Eukaryota; Viridiplantae; Streptophyta; Magnoliopsida; Myrtales; Myrtaceae
Product: paired amphipathic helix protein Sin3-like 1
Exons: 8
Coding region: 1-978 (325 amino acids)
Biological process (GO): negative regulation of transcription by RNA polymerase II
Cellular component (GO): histone deacetylase complex; chromatin
Molecular function (GO): transcription corepressor activity
Source: RefSeq, a predicted model, not a curated record
AUGAAGAGAACAAGAGAUGAUGUUCUUCACCCUUCCCGUGGAGAACGCUAUGGACAAUCCCAAGGAGGAGAGGAGGGAGACGCCGGUGGUAAAGCGGGUCGAAGACUAACACCGAACGACGCUUCGUCAUACGUCAGGGAAGUGAAGGACGCGUUCCAAGAUCAACCGGAAAAGUACGACAUGUUCCAACAGAUUAUGAUAGAUUUCAAGUCUCAAAGGAUCGAUAGAGCAAGAGUCGUGGCAAUAGCAAAGGAACUGUUUAAAGGUAAUAACAGAUUGAUUCAUGGGUUCAAUACUUUUUUGCCGGUGGGAUGUGAAAUAGCACUGGACGAAGCACCGGUUUCGAAGAAGCCUGCCAGUUUGGAAGACGCCAUCGAUUUCAUCCACAAGCUCAAGGAAUGCUUUCGGAGCGAGGAACAUAUUUACAUAUCUUUUCAUAACAUUCUCCAUAUGUAUCAGCAUGGCAAGGAAAUCGACGCCAUCUACAAUGAGGUUGCUUGCCUUUUUGCCGGUCAUCCGGACUUAAUCGAGGCAUUCAAGAGAUUCUUGCCUGAAAACUUUCGGCAUGAGGAAGAGCUCAGCUGUAUCACCACUCGGACCUCGUGCCGAGUGCAAAUGCUAUGGACGAUUCCAAGGAGGAAUGGAGGGAGACGCCAGAGAAUCGAUAGAGCAAGAGUGGUGGCAAGAGCAAAGAAAUUAUUUGAAGGGCAUAACAGAUUGAUUCACGGGUUCAAUACUUUCUUGCCGGAGGGAUGCGAAAUAGCACCGGACGAACUACCAGUAAAGAAGAAGCCUGUCACUUACGAAGAAGCCAUCGGUUACAUGAACAAGGUCAAGGAAUGUUUACGGAACAAGGAACAUAUUUAUGAUUCGUUUAAUCACAUUCUCUAUCCGUACCGGCGCGGAAGGAAAAUCAGCAUAGUCUACAAUGAUGUAAAUGCAGUUAGACGUGCUUACUUAUGCAUGCACCAUCUCUAG